Plutella xylostella (diamondback moth) is the source of this 5052-nucleotide messenger RNA. It is a transcript of the gene Pi3K21B, whose product is annotated as phosphatidylinositol 3-kinase regulatory subunit alpha. Gene Ontology annotation, biological process: phosphatidylinositol phosphate biosynthetic process; insulin receptor signaling pathway. Gene Ontology annotation, cellular component: phosphatidylinositol 3-kinase complex. NCBI's taxonomy places the organism in Eukaryota, Metazoa, Arthropoda, Insecta, Lepidoptera, Plutellidae. Gene Ontology annotation, molecular function: 1-phosphatidylinositol-3-kinase regulator activity. The record is from RefSeq and is a predicted model, not a curated record.
AAACCUGAAAAAAAUUUAAUCAUGGCGGAUUGUGCUUGGGACAGCGGAUUUUGAAAGGAGAGCUUGUAAUUUUUCGAAAUGUUUUAGUGUUAUACUGAAUAAGUUCUCAAUUUUUAGUUAUGAUUUAGUUUCUUAAGCCACAAGUGACUUUUGUCCUAUCCGUGUUUGCUUAGUGCCAUAAAACCAGACUUGUUUCGGGUCUGAACAUCUCCACUUCCUUUGUGAUCCAAACCUCUUGUAAAAAUGUGUUAGUGAGAAGUAUAUAGAGAACAUAACUAAAAGCCAUAAAGUGAGUGAUAAUAGGUGUUGAAAUCCUUGUAGGAAUCAUGAAUAUUAUUCAAGUGCAUCCUUUUUGACAUAAAACCGAACAGUGACCUAAAGGUAACCUCAAAUUCCCUAGGUUCUGUCUAAAUGCUAGCCGCUUAUGAUGUAAUAAUGGUCGAGAUAGGAACACCGCAAGCUGGCGAAGAUUGCUUAGAGAACGCCGAAUGGUAUUGGGGUGACAUUACAAGAGAUGAGGUGAACGAAAAACUCCGAGACACAUGUGAUGGCACUUUCCUGGUCCGCAACGCGUCCAACAAAGGCAGCGGCUACACCCUGACUGUAAGAAAAGGGGGCACCAACAAGCUCAUCAAAAUCUACAACCAAGAUGGCCGCUACGGCUUCUGCGAGCCCUUUGAGUUUAUAUCCGUCGUACAACUCGUCCGGUUUUACACGGAGUACUCGCUGGCACAUUGCAACAGCAGUCUGGACAUCAAGCUCAUGUACCCGCUGUCGAGGAACCAAGAGAAUGAGGCUGGGGAAAGCUUCAACGAUGAAACACUCGAAUCUCGCUACAAGGAGAUACAUAAGGAGUUCCUGCUUAAAACUAGGGACUACGAUGAGCGAUCCGAGAAGUAUAUACGACUGAGGGAAGAGGUCAAGUUUAAGAAGCAAGCUCUGGAUGCUUUUAAGAAGACGGUGAAGGUUUGUGAGGAGCACUUGAAGUUGCAGGAGAAGAUGCAGUGUGAGGCCGAGCCGCAUGAAAAGAAUGAUCUGAUAGAGAACAACAAACAGCUGAGCUCGAAGGUGAAUAACCUGAAGCAGGCGCGGGCGCAGCUGCACGGGCUGCUGAAGGAGUCGGUCGAGUCCAAUCUGCUGCUGGAAAGAGAGAUGACCAAACUCAAGCCGGAGAUCAUCAACUUGUACAAAAUGAAGGACCAUCACAAGGCCUGGCUAAGAAACCGCGGCAAAACGGACCAAUACCUGCGCGGGUUAGAAGAGGACAACAUGAUCCGCCGGGACGACCUCGCUGCUCACCACGACAUCAACACGUGGAAGGUCGACAACUGCACCAGAGCCAUGGCGGAGAAGCUUCUAGACGGAAAGAGUCAGGGAACCUUCCUUAUCCGACCGAACUCGACCGGACAGCUGGCGUUGUCGAUAUGCUGCAACAACAUGGUGUAUCAUUGUAUCAUCUAUGAGACUGAGCGAGGGUACGGGUUUGCUGAGCCGUAUAAUGUUUACAAGACUCUGCAAGAGUUGGUCCUGCACUACGCAGUGAACUCUCUCGAGGAGCACAACGACCAGCUGCGAACCACCCUCAAGUAUCCGGUCUACGCCUCCCGCCCACAGAAGUACAACUGAGCACACAGGAGACAUUUCUAUAUUGUGAUAUGAAACUGCCUAUAGGCAACCCUAGAUGUCCCCGCCCAAGUGAUAACCAGACACCGGUGAGCUUAAAUCGGAGUUACUUGUUUUUAAAUACUUUAUAUUCUAUGGGCUAUGGUCCAUUUUAAAAUCCAUAUCUCUAUGGUGAUUUUGAAUCUUUGAGACGACUGAAGUCACUCUUUCUUAUGAUGUUUGUAUGAGGUGCACACUUUCUGGCCGGCUAACAACGAAACGUUACGUCCAAUUUUUGUUUGGCCGCAUUCUUGAAUUGAAUUUGAAAGGGUAUCUGUAAAUAAGUUUGUGCGUGUUCUUUGUAUGUAUGGUAGUAGUUGUAGGUGAUAUGUGUCUUCUAAAAAUCAUUGGAUAUAAGUAUUUGAUCGUGAAGAGGUUUGUCGAAUUGAGUCUAGAAAUGAUAAGUCGGUUGAGAGCUAGUGCAUUCGGAAGGAAUUUAGAUAGGUUCUACAAAAUAAUGCUCAUUUCAUAUUACUUUGUCUCGACGAGCUAGAGACGACAAAUUUCUACAAAAAAAUUAAAGUAUUUACUCAAAUUAAGUGAUGUUACGAAGUUGGAAUGUUAGUGGAGCAUAGUCGGUGCAUUAGUAUGUUACAAUGUCUCGCUUGCUACGUCUUUGUUCUUCCUUUAGGUACGGUUUAAAAAACGAAUGGGGCCUUUGGUUACAAUUGGAUUAUUGUAGGUAGGAAUACGGAAAGAUGAGUUAAGCUUUAAGUCUAUGCGAUGAGGUAAGAUUAAAAGGUAUGUCUUUCCAUUCGGAUGUCAGAAUUAUAAUAUGCUAAGAAAUAUGAUAAACAUUGUGAUUAGAAGUAGUCGUGGAAUCAAUUUUAUGUAGCGUACUCGACGUGGGGAGUGAUAAAGUAUUGAGUUUUAAAUUAUCGUAUCUUGUUUUAACUUGGCGUCGAAAUGUAAAGAAACGAGUACUUUUCUUAUGUAGGUAUUUUUCGUGGUCUACAAAAACAUAUUUGAAAUUCGUACGUCGUUUUGCUAUUAUUUUAAGUCAUGAAAUCUCGCCGUUGUUAUUGCAAUUAUCUAAUGAACAACUUAUUAUGUCUAUGUCAACCAUGUGCAUUACCUACCUAUAUCCUUUUCUGUAUCUGGAACCUUGGUAUAUGUUCAGCUUAAAAAACUACAGUAAAAAGGUAUUUUAGUCCGUUGUUUGCCGUAUCGGCUCAACCGAUUUAAGGAUCCUGUGAGAAAUAAUUACAAUAUUAAACCCAUAACCUGCAUUCAACCCAAUUUGUUUCGAAUAAGUACCUUAUAUCAUAACUUUUGGGUUAAAUACAUAAAGCGUUGAUCCGCUUCAGAUAUUAUUUACGAUAUAGGUAUCUUUACAUAGCUAUUAUACGACCUAGAACCUUCAAUCGUCGUUUGAAAUUAUAUAUUUUAUCACAUGCAAAUAAAAGUAGGACGCGAACGACUUGGGUAUAUCAAAGAUCGUAUAAUCUCUUCUGAUAAGGUUUCCCUGCAAAAGGAUUUAUUGUAAUUUGCAAACGUUUACGUACCCUGUCUAUUUGAGGCGGUUGAUCUGUUAUUUAGCAAUUACCAUUUCAACAUUAUUGGUCUUAUUUUAGCCAUGACAAACACAUUGUGUAAGAACCGUAAAGAUAUUUUAAAAAUAUUUGCAGUCAAUCAAUAUUUUUUUAGUUUUCAAAAAAAGGUUAUAUGUAUACAUUAUUUUGUUUUGUAUCUUAAACGCACAAGUACGUUUUUAACUAACUGUACAUUAAUGUUAUGCAAUCUGAAGGAUUUUUUAAAACUAUUCCAUAAUUCAUACAGUUGGACACCAAGUAUGAAAAGACUGAUUUGAAUAUCGACUUGAUCUUAUAUUGGUUCUAAUUCUAACUACACAAUGGCAGGAGAUCUUGUCUUAUUCUUGCUAUGAUUCUGAAUAUUUUAAAACUACUAAAAUAUCAGUCUUUUCAUACUUGACCGAGCAGUCAAAUUAAUUUUAAGAAUGUCAAUUAAAUAAGUUUUUGAAAAGUUUGUGUUAUAAAAUGUAGUUGUUACGUAAACUAAUAGGUAGGGCUAACAAAUUUAUAUCUUGGAAUAUUGGAAGACGAAGGAGAUCUAUUAUUGCUUGUCGACAGAACGAAUGCUAACACACUUCUUUGAUUAAUUAACUUUUUGCUCCAACAAACUUUUAAAAAUUUACAGUAUUUUAUAUUUCAGUGUUAGUUAAUAGAAAACAUUGUAAUAUGCACUAUUAAAUUGUGACUAAAUAUGAGCUGUAAAGUUAUCGUGUCAGUUUCCUGUUAUAAAUAUGACCUACCGACCUACUUGGGCAAUAAAUUGCGAAAAAGAACCAAUACAUUUUAAACUUAGAUGAUUAAAGUUGUCUCUGAAUUUAUCUUACGCAGAUGAGCAUUUGUUGAUACCAUAAUUUUAUUUAAAUUAAGAAAUCUUUGUCAUCUCACUUGUAAGUAGAGUACCAAGAAAUUUAUAUAAUGUAGAUAGUAUUCAGUGUCACAGUAAUUAAAGUCAAAGUGGUGCCGAACUAAGCUCACGAGCGCAAGAAGUGUCUAAUUUUAUAUCCAACAAAUAUCCGUCUUUAUUUACCCCGACAUUUUAUCGAUGCAAAAUUGUAUUAUUAAUAAUAAUAAUUUUAAAGAUUUAAUUUAAUUAAAUACUGCUAUUAACAUUGUAGAUUGGUCAGUGCAAUGCGAAAAAUAUUUUAAAAUCAUAAAGUGCUUUUGAUUACGAGAAAGAUUAUUCGUUUCAAAGUAUAUUUUUUUGUAUAUAAAUUCGAUAUUAUAAUAUGUAUGUAAUGAGAUUAUUGAAUUAUUUUUGUAUCCAUACUAAUGUAUGCUGUUAUGUUGGAAAUGAUUGUAAUUUUACUUGGCAAAGGUGUAGAAAUCAGUAAGUAUGAUCUCAAGGCUGUAUUUUAAACUAGGCAUAAGAGGAUAAGUUUGUGGUAAAAGAAGCCAAAUCUGAUGAUAUUUAUAAUGGGCUCUAACGACAUGUGCCAUUAGCCUACUUGUGUCAUUGGAGAUAGUGCCGGCGGCGCAUGUCCUUAGAGUCGAGUUUACGUCGGCCGCUUCAACAAGUAGUACUGUCCCUAAUCUUGUAUAUUUAUUGCAUCGCACAGAUCUCAACAUGAAACAAAGAUAGCAGGGAUUAUUGCUGAUAAAUAUGAGGUGAAUGUAAUUGUACCUGUCCGUUGCACUGGAUGUAUUGAUUGAGACACACCUCACCCUUUCAUUGCAAUAUAGCAUCUGCUGAAUUAUUUAUUAAUUUAUCUAUGUAUAAUUUAUGUGACAAAUCGGACGUACUACUUGUUGAAGUGAUCCCGUUGUUGUACAAACUUUCAUACAGUCGCCAUUUUUGUAUAACAUGUAAUAGUAGGAUGUUUCAAUAAAUGUUAAUAUAAUAAACAAAAUAUCAAUUAAA